AUUGAGUUGACAUAACCACACUUCAUUUCCUCUGCUGCUUCUCAAAGCAGAGUGGAAAGUUUGAUGUCGUCUCGUUAAAACCGCAGCCUUCCACCACAUGCAUAUAUACGUGUGAGCGUCAGGAGCCCCCAAUCAUCUACAUCUUCAGAGGACUUCCAAGAACCACCAUGAGGAGCAUGCCCGUCUUUGUGCUUUGUGUGCUGGCUGCCGCUAUGCUUUCAUCAGUCUGCUGCAACCAUUCCACUGGUCCUGACGACUGCUGCUUCAAACACUACCCAAUAAAACUCAGCCAAAGAUUAAUCCAGUCAUAUUACUUGACUGACAGCAGAUGCCCCAUCAUGGGAGUCAUUCUGGUGACUAAAAAAAACCAUCAUAUCUGUGCCAACCCCACUUUCCCCUGGGUGGAGAGAAUCAUGAAAAGUUUGGAUGAAUCCACCCUGUGAUGUGUCCACUUCGUCUUUUGCUUCCUAAUUAUUCACUUCAUUAGAAAUGUAUACUGUAGUUUGUCCAGUCUAUCCCUGUUGAAAUGAAAUGCUGUAAUGUACUUUGAUUGGGCUUUUACCUAUAAAAGCAUUCAUUUCUCUGAAUAAACUAAGUCACUGA
Molecule: messenger RNA, 603 nt
Organism: Dunckerocampus dactyliophorus (ringed pipefish)
Lineage: Eukaryota; Metazoa; Chordata; Actinopteri; Syngnathiformes; Syngnathidae
Product: C-C motif chemokine 14-like
Exons: 3
Coding region: 168-443 (91 amino acids)
Biological process (GO): lymphocyte chemotaxis; positive regulation of ERK1 and ERK2 cascade; G protein-coupled receptor signaling pathway
Cellular component (GO): extracellular region
Molecular function (GO): CCR chemokine receptor binding; chemokine activity
Source: RefSeq, a predicted model, not a curated record